Penicillium lagena is the source of this 1605-nucleotide messenger RNA. RefSeq names its product DnaJ family domain-containing protein. The record is from RefSeq and is a predicted model, not a curated record. Bases 1 to 1605 code for a protein of 534 amino acids. The transcript has a single exon. Lineage: Eukaryota; Fungi; Ascomycota; Eurotiomycetes; Eurotiales; Aspergillaceae.
AUGAGUGGGAGGCACUUUGCGGCUGUGCAGGUUCGCGCUGCAUCGAAAUGUGCGGCCAGAGCCCCCGUCCGAGGUUUCUCUGUCGCGUAUCCUCGGAGACAAACAUCGUCAUCUACGACUGACAAGGAUCCCACGGUCAAAAAAGAUGAGAAGAAUGGAACACCUUCGAAAGACCAAGAGGAAGAAAGCGCCAUGUCCCGGCGCCUGGCCCAAAUGACCGAAGAUGCGGUGCUGGAAGGAGGUCGGUCUGCGCGCCGCAACAUGGAGCAGGCGGGGUUUUCGGAGGAGCUGAAGAAGCAGCUGGAAGAACGGAUGGCGGCCGCUUCAUUCAAGAGCGAGUAUGCCGCUGCCCAUUCGAUUCUAGAUAUGCCGGUAUGUGCGUUGUUGCUGCCCCAGGGACCAGUCACUGACUUGUUUCGACUACAGACGAGCGCCGGCUCAGGUACACGCGACAUCGCUGGAUCGACUCCGUGGACAGGGUCAGAAAGUCUACACGACUCCGCUCUGCGCAUGCUCGAUGACGCAAGCAAACCGAUCCGAGCCCCCUACAAGAUCCCCCAACCGGUCAACCUUCGACCAGCCCCGAAAGCCAAGCGAACUCCCGGCCGCCGCUUAGCAGAUGCAAAAGACCGCACCUCCACAUACACACUCAGCCAAGCGCCGGGCUUCUCGCAGGAAGAGCGAGAGUCACUGCGCGAACAGAUGAAAGAAAAAUUAACACCGGGAGCGCACUCUGUGCCCAUCUCGAUCCACGGUCUCUCAUCAUUAGCCAACGAGCGCAUCGAAGACGCAAUUGCGCGCGGCCAGUUCCGCAAAAUCAAACGCGGGAAGGGUGUCAAUACUGAGACCGAUCAUAAUGCGAACAGUGCAUUUAUUGACACGACGGAAUACUUUAUGAAUAAGAUCAUCCAGAAACAGGAGAUCGUACCGCCGUGGAUCGAGAAGCAGCAGGAACUUGCCAUGGAACUCAGUCGCUUCCGGCAGCGCCUUCGCAGUGAGUGGCGGAGACAUGCGGCACGGUUGAUUGCCAGCCAGGGCGGGUCGUUGGAGACGCAGAUGAGACGGGCGAUGGGAUAUGCUGCGGCCGAGGCUCGGUUGGCAGAGCAAGCCAAGCUGGCGAAGUCACUGUCGGAAGGUGUUACUGAAGCGACCGCCCAGCCCAACCAGGAUGGUUCGUCCGUUUCCACAGACGAAGCCGGCGAAACGAGUAUGGGCAGGGAAUCCCCCAACGAGAUCUUCCAUCUCCCGCCCCUUCGGGAUCCCGAUUACCUCGCUAUCGAACGAUCCUACCACGAGCUUGCUGUGGAGAAUUUGAAUAAACUCACACGCUCGUAUAACCUCCAAGCACCACCCUCGGCACAGAAACCGUAUACUAGCCUCGAGCGCGAGCUCAAAUCUUGCUACGCCGAUAUCGCACCGCAGUUGGCCGAGGAGAUCAAACGACGGGCUACCGAGCGAACCACUAGCUCGACGUUGCCCGCUCGACCCGUUUCGUCGAGUGCGGCGGGCUCCUUUAGUCUGGGGCAGACCUCGCCCGUGGCCGACGAGGACCAGGCCAACAACUACGGGAUGAAGGAGUUCUGGCGGGAUCUCUUUUCGAAAUAG